Messenger RNA from Talpa occidentalis (Iberian mole), 2241 nucleotides. RefSeq names its product NOP2/Sun RNA methyltransferase 5 (gene NSUN5). Bases 12 to 1412 code for a protein of 466 amino acids. The transcript has 11 exons. Gene Ontology annotation, molecular function: methyltransferase activity. Gene Ontology annotation, cellular component: nucleolus. Lineage: Eukaryota; Metazoa; Chordata; Mammalia; Eulipotyphla; Talpidae. The record is from RefSeq and is a predicted model, not a curated record. Gene Ontology annotation, biological process: rRNA base methylation.
GCGGCCGGGGCAUGGCGGUGUACGCGGCGGCGGCGGCCGUGCUGGCGGGCGUGGAGAGCCGCCAGGGCUCCAUCAAGGGGCUGGUGUACGCCAGCCGCUUCCAGAACGUGAAGCAGCUGUACGCGCUGGUGUGCGAGACGCAGCGCUACGCCGCCGUGCUGGACGCCGUCAUCGCCGGCGCCGGCCUCCUCCGCGCCGAGAAGAAGCUGCGGCCGCACCUGGCCAAGGUGCUGGUGUAUGAGCUGUUGCUGGGAAGAGGCUUCAGAGGGGGUGGGGGCAGAUGGAAGCCUGUGCUGGACCGGCACCAGGCAAGACUGAAGGCUGAGUUGGCCCGGCUCAAGGUACAACGAGGUGUGAGCCGGAACGAGGACCUGUUGGAGGAGGGAUCCAAGCCUGGCCCGGCCUCCCAGGUGCCUCGAUUUGUGCGGGUGAACACCCUCAAGACCUGCUCUGAUGAUGUAAUUGAUUAUUUCAAGAGACAAGGUUUUUCCUACCAAGGUCGGGCUUCCAGCCUCGAGGACCUGAGGGUACUCAAAGGGAAGUGUUUUCUUCUGGAUCCCUUGUUGUCUGAGCUGCUGGUGUUUCCUGCCCAGACAGAUUUGCAUGAACAUCCAUUAUACCAAGCUGGCCACCUCAUCCUACAAGAUAAGGCCAGCUGUCUCCCAGCCAUGCUGCUGGCUCCCCCACCGGGUUCUUAUGUCAUUGAUGCCUGUGCUGCCCCCGGCAAUAAGACUAGUCACUUGGCUGCUCUUCUGAAGAACCAAGGGAAAAUCUUUGCCUUUGACCUGGAUGCCAAGAGGCUGUCAUCUAUGGCUACUCUACUGGCCCGGGCUGGAGUCUCUUGCUGUGAGCUGGCUGAGAAGGACUUCCUGGCAAUCUCACCAUCAGACCAGCGGUAUUGCCAGGUCCAGUACAUCUUGCUGGAUCCUUCUUGUAGCGGCUCAGGUAUGUUGACCAGACAGCUGGAGGAACCUGGGGCAGGUCCACCUAGCAAGGAACGCUUGCAGGCUCUGGCAGGAUUCCAGCUGCGAGCUCUCUGCCAUGCGCUUACUUUCCCAUCCCUGCAGCGCCUUGUCUACUCUACAUGUUCCCUUUGCCAAGAGGAGAAUGAAGAUGUGGUGCGAGACGCCCUGCAGCAAUGCCAGGGCACCUUCAGAGUUGCUCCUGUUCUACCCUCCUGGCCCCACCGAGGCCUUAGCACUUUUCAGGGUGCCGAACACUGCCUCCGCGCCUCCCCUGAGACCACACUCACUGGUGGCUUCUUCAUUGCUGUACUCGAACGGGUAGAGGCACCAAGCUCAGUAUUGGCCGAAGCAUCGCCACUUCCAGAACUUAGUCCUAGCCCCACCCCAAAGAGGAGGAAGAGGCGGCGAAAAGCAGCAGCUGCUCCUAGCACACCGCCUUGCACGUAGCAGGACGGGAGCUGGUCGUCUUGUCUCUCCAGCCGGAAAGACAGUGUGGAUUGCUUUGCCUCCCUUCCCUGGGCUGUGUUCUCGCUGGUGAGAGAAGUGCUGACCUCAAGAAUAAAAGACAACAGGUCUACGAUAGAUCACAGUUUCUUUAUUCUUAAUGACAUAGCAGGAGAAAUCUCACAUUCAUACUAAAAAUUCCAACUAGACUCAACAGGAAUUAAGUAUUUGUAUGGAAAGUCCCAGCCUCCCGUUCCUGUCCAGUGCACAUACAGGUACACACACACACUCACACUCAGGCCAUGCCAGGACACCCUCUUCAAGGGGGUUCCUGGACCAAGUGUCCUGCCUGUGGAACUGAGGUAAACUAGCUCAGUGUACUAAAACUAAGAGGAUCUACCUUACAUAAGGUAUAGGUAGAAGCUUGAUUUCUAGACCCGUGCCCUACCCCCCCACCCCUCCAAUCCUACCAGGUAUUUGGGACUUGAGGUGCAGGCCCCUCCUCAGCUCCACACACAGUUUGGUAGUAACAGAGCUCUUCUUGGGGACGGGGAGGAGCAGUCCCCGGUCACAACACAUUCAACCUCAGUCACAAAGGGGGAGGGGACUAGUUACAUCUACAUCACAUUAUUUAUAAAAUAAGAAUUACAUUUUAUAUAAUGUGUCCAGAAGGAGCUCUAGUCCCUCAGGAAAGCUGCCUGGGACAGCAUUUGAGCCUCCUCUUCACACAGGCAUAACUUAACUCUACAGCUAAUUCCUAGUCAAUAGCAUUUAUACUUAACCACCUCAAUGAACCAAGCUUGAAGGAAUUUAAAAGGCAAUUUAGCUUAAA